CAAAGGAAAAAGGAACAAAGAAAAAAGAAAUCGAAAGUUACAUAAGAUUAGAGAUAGGGUUUAGAAAUUCAAAAUUUAGUAGUUUAAAACCAAUUAGGAAUAUAUGCACACAGCACUUUAAACUGCUCUCACGGUUUUUUGAAGUUUACCAUCCAACAAGCUGAUUACCAUUCUCAUCAUUUACCAUUUCAUCCAUCAUCAUUCUCAAUCUAUCAUCAUCAUCAUCAUCAUCAGCAAAAUGUCAUCUUCAACAAAACCCAUCUCAACAAAACCAUACUUUAAUCAGAUUCAUAAAUCAAGACCAAAGAAAUCAUCACCAUUAACCACAGAAGUGAUCUUUAAUGAAACCGAACGAUUAUCAAACAAACACAUUCAUCUUAACAAGAUCAAUUCAAACUUUCAAAUCUUCCUGACUCUUCUCAUAGAUGGAAUCAUGUUUACCUUCUUAUGUUUUGAUUUAUUACCUCGUAUACUUAAUCUCAAUACGAUCUUAAAACUCAAUCAUCAAUCUCUAUCGAAUUGUUUACCAUUCUGUAGUCAACACUUAUCAAUCACAUCAAGCUUAAUUUAUUAUACUGAGAAAUUCACUCCUAACCUACAUCUCCAAAUCGCUCUGAUUGGAUUCCUACUCUCAUUCAAACUCAUCUACGCACUCAUCACUCUCACUUCAUCACCAACAUCAUCAUCGAUCACACCUUUAAAAUACUUACUUCGUACAACAGGUGCUUAUCUAACUCUAACAGCCAUUGCAGGAAUCCAUUCCCAAACCUCUCAAAUCACUCCAAGUCGAUACUCAAGCCUUGCAUCGAUCACCUCAGCUACGAUCCUCUUGGUGAUCCUAACCAUCAGCUUGAUCAUCCUUUUCUGUAGUCCGAUUCUUUGGUUGAUUCAUCAAAUCAUUGAAGAAGAAGAUCGAUCAUCGAUCAUCACUACCUCACUCAAACCUUCUCAUUCUAAUCCUAUUCCAAAUUUACCAAUGAGAUGGUACCCUAAUCAACCUGCUUCUGCUAUCUCUCCUCAUAAAAGAGCUUUGAUCGGUCCUGGGUUUUGA
Messenger RNA from Melampsora larici-populina 98AG31, 1051 nucleotides. RefSeq lists its product as uncharacterized. The transcript has a single exon. NCBI's taxonomy places the organism in Eukaryota, Fungi, Basidiomycota, Pucciniomycetes, Pucciniales, Melampsoraceae. The coding region runs from base 239 to 1051 and encodes 270 amino acids. The record is from RefSeq and is a predicted model, not a curated record.